Messenger RNA from Coregonus clupeaformis (lake whitefish), 7836 nucleotides. Its product is annotated as CCR4-NOT transcription complex subunit 4. NCBI's taxonomy places the organism in Eukaryota, Metazoa, Chordata, Actinopteri, Salmoniformes, Salmonidae. The record is from RefSeq and is a predicted model, not a curated record. Gene Ontology annotation, cellular component: CCR4-NOT complex. The transcript is spliced from 12 exons. Gene Ontology annotation, biological process: protein ubiquitination. Gene Ontology annotation, molecular function: ubiquitin-protein transferase activity; metal ion binding; RNA binding. Bases 2667 to 5375 code for a protein of 902 amino acids.
ACCAUAAACGUUGCACCUGAAUCAGUGCAGUGGAUUCGCCACAAACGCUCUAACAGGAUAACUGAUAUAUCCUAACAUUACCUUGGGUAAAGACUGACUCAAAACUCAUAAGGACUGAUAGUGACUCCUCUGUUUCACCACGCUCACCACCGGGUCUGCAUCGCACCAAACGGUGGGCGUCACAAAUACUGGGAAUCUUCUACUUCAAUUGCUCCCCCUCCACACUUAACGCUACCCCUGAAAUCACUCCUUUCAAUGGUGCCCUGUUCCUAAGAGCAAAGCAAGAAACAGAUCUUCACCCAAGUUGCGUCGCACGGAGCACCUGCUCCCUCUGAUCUGAAGAAACAUAAACAAACAUCACAAAUCCACUUCGGGUUACCUUCACCGACUCAACAGCACCCAUCAUCUUUUCUACCCAACCUGAAACCAUCCAUGGAUCAGCCAAAAGGCCUGGUUCCACCCUCACCAGAAAUCUCACUCACACUGGACCAAAUGUAUCUUUAUCAUAACCAUGUCCAUCAAUGCAAGGCUUGGGCUCCAAGCUCCUCACAACACCUUCUACCCCUUCCUUUUCACCUCCAGAACUCGAACUGGCGUCUGGCUCACUUUGUUUGAACUUGACACCAGUCUUCCUCGACAUACCCUCUCCCUUGUUAUUGCUAGCUUAAACAGAUUCAAACCCAUCCUCUGCCUCCCUCAGUCUUUACAACCUCUCUCUUUCCAUCCAAUCCUCCUCCCUUAACCAAUUACCUGAUUCCUUCUGAAAAUAUUCGAUUUUUCCAAGCCAAAAUAUUUUUUGGGCCUCCUCGAGAGACAUGCUAAGCCCUGUCUUUCGGACGGGACGUUAAACAGGUGUCCUGACUCUCUGUGGUCACUAAAGAUCCCAUGGCAUUUAUUGUAAGAGUAGGGGUGUUAACCCCGGUGUCCUGGCUAAAUUCCCAAUCUGGCCCUCAUACCGUCAUGGCCACCUAAACAUCCCCAGAUUACAAUUGGCUCAUUCAACCCCCUCCUCUCCCCUGUAACUAUUCCCCAGGUUGUUGCUGUAAAUGAGUGUUCUCAGUCAAUUUACCUGGUAAAAUAAAAUAAUAAAUAAUGUACUCCCUCCACUUCAAACACACUACCAGGCCCAUUCCCAGAAGGGCCGGGAUUUUUGUACCCACAGCCCAGUUUGAAAUUUGCCUCUGUCAUACAUUUCCAGACUGAAACUAUAAUUAACUACAUUUCACACAAUGCACCUCCUGCGCAGCCUCAGUACAUACUAAACGCUUGCCCUAUUCACUCCUCCCUAUUUUAAUGCUCGUUAAGAUGGUGGUUAGAGCGUAAAGUGUCUCUACAGAUAAGAAAGAAAAGGGCAAAACAUCUAUCAAGCCUUUUGAAUUAUAGCGAAAUAAUAAACCUAACAUAAUCUAAAGUGUCUAUCUAUACAAAUCUGGACAGUUCAGAGACAUUAGCAAUCCCCGCCCAAUUUGGUGUGACUGUCCAUUUGGAGUGGAAUCCCUGUAAUACGGACAGGGUAAGUGGCUAGCAAGCUAGCCCAAGCUAUUAUUGUAACUGUCUGCUACUGAUUUCGUGGCAAAAUAACAUUAGCUCCAGGGUUGCAUGAACGAAUUGAUACAGUUUCUGUAUCAAUGCCAUCCUUUGCAUCGUUGUCUAUUUGUGGAUUUAAUGAACUGUCAAUGGUUUACUGUGUCGGAGUCUGUUAGCUAGGGAACUAACGUUAGUAGGCCGCAGUCGCUAGUUUGCCAAGUUAGCUAACUGCGAAUGCCAGCCUAUAUUCUGAAGUUAGCUUGUAGGCUAAUGUUAGCCUAUUAGCACUUUCGUUGGUUAGCAAGCUGUCACUUUGUAUUCACAAGACUGCCUGUCUUGUGAACUUUGGUUAACUAUUUACUCAACCCAACAUUAAGUGCAUGUCCUUUUACUCGUUGACUUGAGUCUUAUAUUCAUAUUUUGUUUCAGCGCCUGAACGGCUUUUUGCGGGCUAGCUAACACAUAAUGUCAUGCCGCGAACUAACAUUAGCGAAUCAUUGCAAACCAUUAGAAACAUGCUAACGUUAGUUAGCUAGCAAGCUGGUUAGCAUAGCUUGUAACUAUCAGUCAGCUGACGUUUGCUGCUUGCUUGUACAGCUGCAUCAGAGAGAGACAGGAUGGGGCGCGAAGCCCUUGUUAUUUAGGCUGUAGUUUAGCAACACAUUUUGAAGUGCAAUUCAACCAACUAGUGUUACCCUGUAGCUAACGUUAGCUAGCAUGUAGCUAGCUAGCUAGUUUGUCAAUGACAGAUUUUGCCUACUUCCAAUCAAUAACUAGCUAACUGUUUCAGUUAAUAACAUCCAAUUUGCAAUUUACAUCCUAGACAAGCGCAAGCCCAUCCUCAACAAACCCCAAGAUUCGAUAGGCCUGUUUAUUUGAUCAACCUGUGAUGUAAUACAGUUGACAGCUACAUGAUAGAACGCCCUCCUACUGUCAAAACACCACAUAAUUUGUUUGUUGCUUCCACAAGUCACUACUUUAUAACAAGCUGCUAAUACAGACCGAAGAUAUUGAUAAGCCUCAUACCAUUUAGCUUAGGCUACAUGAUAAUAAGACAUAUGGCUUUACCAGUACUGCUAACUAAGUGAGCAGGUCUGGUUUAGACCUACAUUUUGCAUUGACAGUAGUGUGUACUCUUCAUGUUCUCCAUUAUUCAAAAUUCAUAUACUUCCGAAAUACUCCAAAUAGAGUUUCUGAGUAGCAUAAUUGUCAGUCUGUACUUUCUAUCCUCUCUCAUCCCUUACUACGCUCCUCCCUCCCAGCCCGUGACCAGCCGUGACAUCUGCUCCCCCUCGCCGUGCCAUAGGAUGUCCCACAGCCCCGAGAUGAAGGAUGACCCCAUGGAGUGCCCUCUGUGCAUGGAGCCGCUGGAGAUUGACGACGUCAACUUCUUCCCCUGCACCUGCGGCUACCAGAUCUGCCGCUUCUGCUGGCACCGCAUCCGCACAGAUGAGAACGGCCUCUGCCCCGCCUGCAGAAAGCCAUACCCGGAGGACCCUGCAGUGUACAAGCCCCUGUCACAGGAGGAGAUCCAGAGGAUAAAGAACGAGAAGAAGCAGAAGCAGAACGAGAAGAAGCAGAAGGUGACGGAGAAUCGGAAACACCUGGCCAGCGUCAGGGUGGUGCAGAGAAACCUGGUGUUCGUGGUCGGGCUCUCUCAAAGGCUUGCAGACCCAGAGGUUCUAAAGAGGCCAGAGUAUUUUGGGAAGUUUGGGAAAAUACACAAGGUGGUCAUCAACAACAGCACAUCAUAUGCAGGUUCACAGGGUCCCAGUGCCAGUGCCUAUGUCACCUAUAUCCGCUCUGAAGAUGCCCUCAGAGCAAUACAAUGUGUGAACAAUGUGGUGGUGGACGGUAGAACACUCAAGGCUUCUUUAGGCACAACAAAAUACUGCAGUUACUUCCUCAAAAGCAUGCAGUGUCCCAAACCAGACUGUAUGUAUCUACAUGAGCUGGGGGACGAGGCGGCUAGCUUUACGAAAGAGGAGAUGCAGGCCGGGAAACACCAAGAAUACGAGCAGAAACUACUUCAGGACCUCUACAAAAUGAACCCUAGCUUUCUACAAACACCAACAUGUUCAGGGGAAAAGUCAAAAAGCAAAUCUUCAAAUUCUACACAAAGACCCAGCAAUGGCAAGGACGGGUGGCCGACACUAUCAGGGUAUGGUGGCAAACUGGCCAAUGGGUUGUCAGAGGACGGGAAAUCUCCUCCGCUGCUAGACUGCUGUCUGGACCCAGCGGUCAUGACCUCAGACGGGUUAGGACUUGGCCUGGGGCCGGACACAGAGCUGGGGAUGGGGUCUGGCCAAGGGGCUGCCCUGUCCCCCUUCUCCUCUAAUUGUGACAGCAAUGGUCCCAGCGACAAACCUCCGGAAUCAAUAGGUAUGGUGAAUGGAGCGACUUUACAACCGAUGCCUAACAGUGAGUCCCCCUCCCCUCCCCCGGGGCUGACUAAGCCCCCCAGCAGUCUGGUGGUUCCCAUCAGUGUAGUGGACCUCACUGCCCGCUCGCCCUUCGAGGGGGCCGCUGCAGAGUCCCAGUCCCUCUUCUCAGACAACAGUAACUUCAGACACCCCAACCCCAUCCCGUCCGGCCUGCCCCCCUUCGCCAGCUCGCCUAGAGGGGGAUCUGACUGGCCCAUGACCCCUGAACCACAGAGCCUCUUCGCAUCAGACACAAUACCGGUCUCCUCCUCCACAGACUGGCAGGCAGCCUUCGGCUUCGGCUCCUCUACUAAACAGCAGCAGGACGACGACCUGGGCUUCGACCCCUUCGACGUGACACGGAAAGCCCUGGCUGACCUCAUAGAGAAGGAGCUGUCAGUCCAGGACCAGCACAGUCCCCUGGGGUCCCCCAGCCCCUUCGGCCUCCACCACCCCGGGUCCCACCACGGCCUCCACAUGCCCCUCUCCAACCCCAACCAUUUCCCCAACAGUAUUGGACCUCCACCCCGCCUCUCUCAGCUUCACCACAGGCAAAUGUAUAGCUCCUUUAGUUUCCCUGGUUCCCAGAGUCAGAGCGGUCACCAUGGUGGAGGUCAGGCUGCCCAGGCCGCUGCAGCUCGGCAUACCUGGAUGGGUAUGCCUCCCUCGGCCCGCAGCAAUAACCACCUCCUCUCACACUUGAACCUCUCGGCCAAUGCUGGGGGAGGACAUAGCAACUUCCUGGACUUGAGCAUGCCUCCUCAGCACCACAGUCACAGUACAGGGCUGGGAGGGAUCCCCAUGUCAGAAAACAGCAGUUCUAUAGACGGCCUCAAUGUGAAAGAAUGGCAGGACGGUUUGAGAGCUCUCCUCCCCAACAUCAACAUCAACUUCGGGGGUCUCCCCAACUCCUCCUCCUCUUCCUCCUCCUCCUCUUCCUCUAGUAUGAACCACAUCGGGGGGCCAAACCACAUGGGGGGCCCUGGGGGACUCUCACACAGCCUCAGCUGGGACGGUACGGCCAGCUGGAUGGACCCAGCUAUCAUCACAGGUAGCAUCCCAGCCUCAGCAGGCAGCAGUUUAGACUGUCUCCAGGAGGACCAGAACCCUCCGCACUGGCUCAAAUCCCUUCAGGCCCUGACAGAGAUGGACGGCCCUGCGCUGCCGUCACUCCCCCAGCAGCCCCAGAACCAGCAGCACCACAGCCACCACCACGGCCUCCUAGACCAGGCCUCCUCACACCCACACCUCCACCACAGAGCAGGCUCCGGUUGGGCCCCCUACCUGCCUGGCCUGACCCAGCCCACACAAGCCAACCCCAGCCACUUCCACAGCCCUCCUCCAGGCUUCCAGACAGCCUUCAGACCCCCAGGCCAGAGCGCCACAGAGCUGCUACAGAGCGCAGCUGCUGGGGACCGCCACUAAACUAAAGACAGAUUACAGCAGACUACCCCCGACCCAUGUCCUAAUACUGACCCCCUCCCCAAUGCAAUACAGAUACAGUACAUACACUAAUCUGCAGAUGAUCAGAUUAUGAAAACAUAACAAAUUAACAAAAUAACAAAGAUUUCUUUUUCUUUCUCGUUCCUCCUUUUUUUCUAUUCUAAAGGCCUAUUUGUUUGUUUUUGGUUUUUUGUGGCACAUGACAUGAAUGACCUGUUACCCCUUUUUGUCUGCUACUGACCAACCCCACUGAGCUCCAGUAGUCAGGGUCGUCUUCAGUAGGAUGCACCGGAGUCAAACGUUUUCAAACCGAAAACGAAAAGGAGCGUUUCUUAUUGGGCAGAUAAGUCCAUGUAGUCCCUCACGGUUUCAGUCUGUUUUCUUUUGUUUGGUGCAUAAUGAACACGACCCAGGUGAAUUGUUUGGGAUCAGACAGGUGCUGACUACUGUGAGCUUCACGUGGAGUCUGUCCGUAUGAUAUAGACGAGCACAGAGAAUAGGAGCAGUGAUACAUUUUGUGACACACAAGACGAUAACUCCAAAUAUACAGGAAUCAAGAUUAGCUAACGUGAGUAAUUUUAAGAAGUAAACUUAUGAUUAAAUAUGAAAUGUAGGUAAGUCGGCGUGAAAGAAGUGAAGUCACGAUUACUCUUCUUCUUUGAGAAUGAAGCAACAAACAAUGGUGAAUCUGCUCUUAAAGCUUUGCCCCAAAGACCCUCAUCCUCCCCAGGAUACUGAAUGAAACGGUUAACCCUCCCUCACUGCAAAGAAGCCCCUGAGUGGGUAACUUUGGGCAUGUUCAUUAAGGCGAAAAUGAUACAAAAUGCCUUAAAGUUUAACUGAUUAAGGGGUGGGGUUGAGAAUCUUUAGAGAAUAGCAUGGUUAAAAGGGACUUCAGCAGCUUGUUGUAAUUGGUUCAGAUGACAGAAAAUGAUGCAGACAGAGAUGGUCACAGAUGGAUAAAAUGUUAGGAUGGGGGAGUUGAGGACACAGCCAGGCUAUCGUGCUUUGGGUUUCCUGUUAGGCAGGGUCGCAAUGGUCGCAUUCCAGGCUGACAAUAUUGCUGUCAUGCUGCACUCACGCAGCAACCAAUGGUCAUCAACUUUGCUGUCGGGUGUCAGACUGCUAUAUCAUAUGCGGUUAACUGAUACAACUGAUUAGCUAUACCUGUUUAACUGGUUAGCUGAUACAACACCUAUCCAGGCGUUGUGAGAUCUGGCAGGAGACUGCAAUGUAGUCUGCCUGGAAUGCACCCCAAUGGCCUGUCUUGUACAGGUCAUUAAAACCCACAUUCCCUUUGGGGUCAGGAGUCAUGGUGCCCCAUCCUGUAGUAGAGGCAAGAUUCAGUUCAACCUCUGUAUCAGAGGAUGGAGCACUGCCUAACUGGGGGGGCUGACCGCCGGGGUUGGAAGAAUAGUGUCACGACUAUUCUCAGUUUGGAAGAAGAAUAGGCCUAGUGUCAUGAUACCAGACCUCAGCACGUUAAGUGCUAGUUCUUGGGAAACUAAGAAUGGCUGGAGUGGAGGCAAAAACAAAGAACAAUAUUUAAAGGAAAACUCCACCCUAAAACAAUGUUUUAAUUUUGUUUCAUUAGUCGAUUGUUGAAGUCCCAAAUUGUUUUGCAUGUCAGCAAUCAAGUUUGAAGAUAUAUGUAGAACUUUCAAAAUACAGAAAUACAGCUGGUAUGAUGCAUUUUUUUAUCAUAAGAUGCUGCUUUUUGCAUCAAAUGAGGCUAAAUGAAUCAUACCGGCUGUAUUUCUGUAUUUUGAAAGUUAUAUAUCUUGAAAACUUGAUUCCUGACAUGCAAAACAUUUUUGGGACUAUAUCAACAAUGGACUAAACGUUUUGGGGUGGAAUUGUCCUUUAAAGACUUGGAGUGAAGAUAUUGGCUAAUAAUGGGACAUCCUGGUCUGAUACUCACAGUGCCACUGUGUGGCAACUACAGUAGCUUAAACCCUUAUCAGGAAAGUCACAAGAAGACCAAACCGAUAAAUGAUGAAAUGGUUGAUGUCCUGAUAUGCACCUGUAGAAAAAGAGUGAGAAUUUAAAUAAUGUAAUGCGAUAUCGGAGAUUGUGUGAAAGGAAGGCGCUACAAAACGACACAAACGACGGCUAGCAAUUUAAUCCAAGGAGCGCUCUGCCUUUCUCUGGGCCUUGAGAAUGAAUAACCUCCCUUCAGUCUUUAUUUUUAAGUCUUAACUCUAUAUCUCCAUCUUUCUCUCUCUCUCUCUCUCUCUGACACACUCUCUUUCUCUCUCCUGCUAUCCCCUAUUAAAACAGUAUUCACUAGAAACAUGAACUGAUCCAGGUGAAACCAACAAUCAGUCAUACUACUGUGGUUUUUAACAUGAUGCUGAGAUAAAAACACAUUGAGGAGCUUAAAGGAAUUGAACUGUCCACUGCCGGUCUGGAAAAACAAACCUUAAAUAAAACGAAAAACCCA